UAUUGCUGUACACUUCUAUUUCGGAGCAAAACAUAAAAUGAGUUUACCCCUAACUUAAGUGACACAAAGGACAACUCAUUCGGGCCAUUUGCCCAAUUCAACAAGUCGCUUGCAAAGACCCAAAAUCUAUGGCACAGGUGCUGAGCCUACGAGUUUCAACCCCAGCACCACCGCACAACCACCACCGCACCACCUCAUCUUUGACCCGGCCGGCACUGCUAACUGCUCCUUCCUCCACCGCCGGAAGCAGUUUCCGUUCCUUACAACACAAACUCCAAUGCAAUGGCAGAUUUUUUUGCCUCUUCUCUGAUAAUCGCAAACAGGACGAAGCUAGAAAAGCUUUAGAAAGUGCUUUGGGAGGAAAGAAAAGUGAGUUUGAGAAAUGGGAUAAAGAAAUUAAACGAAGGGAGGAAGCAGGUGGAGGAGACAACUCAGGUGGAGGCGGUUGGUUUAAUUGGCGUAGAUGGUUUGGUGGCUCGGACGAUGGUCAUCUUUGGCAGGAAGCCCAACAAGCAACCCUUGCUAUUUUGGGUAUUAUUGUCAUGUACUUGAUAGUUACAAAAGGAGAUGUGAUACUUGCUGUGAUAUUCAACCCUCUGCUGUUCACUCUACGUGGAGCAAGGAAUGGGUUUACCUCUGUAACGUCACAGAUUAUGAGAAAGGUAUAUCCUGCUAGCCAAGACAGCUUUGGCACCAUAUCUCCAGAAGAAGUUCCUUCUCGUGUUUCUGCCAAAGAGACCGUAGCAAGAAAAUGGGGAAGCGAUUAAUCACUCGUUCACCAGCAAGUACUUUUCUUCUCCUUGUGUUCUGAUAUUUUUAGUGCUUUUGGUUAGCUUGCUUUUUCAUUCAGUGUGGGGAGAAAAGGCCUCCCGAUGGUGCUUUUACGAAAUUAUGGUCAUUGGUGGCUAAUACCUUCUCGAGACUAUCGAACCUGAAAUCCACUCACCAUCACUCUUUUAGGUUGUGGCAUAAUAUAGAAAGAGCACUAGGUGGAGAUUGUUUCAUUAGCUUCUUGUUGAUUUGAUCUUAACAUUUUGAAAUGGAAAUAUACAAAAAUUUUGUAAUACAUUAAGUUACUAGUAAUUGUGUCAUAUUUUCAUA
Messenger RNA from Solanum dulcamara, 1101 nucleotides. RefSeq lists its product as uncharacterized. Bases 129 to 767 code for a protein of 212 amino acids. The record is from RefSeq and is a predicted model, not a curated record. Lineage: Eukaryota; Viridiplantae; Streptophyta; Magnoliopsida; Solanales; Solanaceae. The transcript has 3 exons.